Molecule: messenger RNA, 3521 nt
Organism: Gossypium raimondii (Peruvian cotton)
Lineage: Eukaryota; Viridiplantae; Streptophyta; Magnoliopsida; Malvales; Malvaceae
Product: receptor-like protein 15
Molecular function (GO): protein binding
Source: RefSeq, a predicted model, not a curated record
UUUUGGUUCAUCCAAAUGCUCCAAGGUAGCAGCUGAGUGGAUUUGAGAUGAUGGAUCUUAAACUGUUAUGGAUAUUGCUCACUACAUCUCUGUUUUUGGUACAGACCCAGGGGUGCUGGCAGCAGGAGAGAGUUGCUCUCUUACAACUCCAUUCUGUUUUCGAUGUUAGCGACUGGAUAGCUGAGAAAGGUUCGAAUUGUUGUCACUGGAAAAACAUUGAAUGCCAUAAUACUAGUGGACGAGUGAAAGGACUUUCUCUUCCUUUAAAAUAUUCAUGGAACCGGGGAGAUUCAUCUUGGUAUCUCGAUGUUUCUUUAUUUCUCCCUUUUAAAGAAUUGAAGAGUCUUGAUUUAUACGGGAAUGGAAUAAAGGAUUUUAUUGAUAACAAAGUACCUUUAUCAACUGCCUUCAGCAAUUUGGAAAUGCUUAUAUUAUCUAAUAAUGAUUUCCAUGACAGUAUUUUAUCAAAAGUGAAGACUCUGCCAAACUUGAAGGUCUUGGAUUUAAGUGACAAUAGGAUGGAAAGUCUCCAGCAUUUACAAGGGAUGAAUGUGGAAGAGCUUCACUUGAGUGGGAAUAGGUUGAAGAACAGUGAUCUGACAUAUAUUAAAGGGCUAAGUGUAAAGUCCUUGAAUAUUGGAGGAAACCUACUGCAAGGAUCAAUUGACAUUGGAGUGUUGAAUAAUAUGACAAAGCUGAGGAAGUUGGAUAUGAGUUUCAAUAAAAUUGAGAGACUUCAAAAUGCUCAAGGAAUGAAUUUGGAAGAGCUUGGCUUGAGUUGGAAUAGGUUGAAGAACAGUGAUCUGACAUAUAUUAAGGGGCUAAGUCUAAAAUCCUUGAAUAUUGGAAGAAACCUACUGCAAGGAUCAAUUGAUAUUGGAGGAGUGUCGAACAAUCUGACAAAUCUGAAGAAGUUGGAUAUGAGUUAUAAUGAAAUUGAGCUUCAAUAUUCUGAUGAACUAGAUGUUUUGAUCAAUUUAGAGGAGUUAGUGUUGGAUGGUUUACAUCUCAACAACAACAUUCUUCAAAACAUUCAUGUAUUGAAUUCUCUCAAAGCCUUGUCUUUGAAUGACUGUGGGCUGACCGGAGCACUACCUACCCAAGGAUGGUGUGACUUACGGAAGCUUGAGGUGUUGGUUCUUAGUAAAAAUGCACUCGAGGCAUGUUUGGCUAACUUAUCAUCUCUUUAUCAUUUGGAUAUUUCCAGUAAUCAGUUCAUUGGAAAUGGUGCCUCCAUUGCUCUAGCCAAUCUCACAUUGCUUAGAUUCGUUUCUCUUUCACAAAACCUAUUUGAAGUUCCAUCCUUUUUCAUGUCAUUUGCCAACCACUCACAUCUCAAAGUCCUCUCCAGCGAUCAAAAUAAGUUAGUCAAAGAGUCUACCAUUCAAACUUGGGUCCCAAAGUUCCAAAUAAAAGUUUUCCGUUUGUCAAAUUGUACAACAAAGGAACUCCACAAUGAAGUUCCCAAAUUCCUCUAUUACCAAUAUGACCUGAGAGCUAUUGAUCUUUCAUAUAAUAAUUUUGGAGGAAAGGUACCUUUGUGGUUGUUGCAGAACAAUACAAGAUUGGGAGCAUUUUCAAUGAAGGGCAAUUCUUUUAUCAACCGUGAUCUCCAGUUCCCUUCACAUCCAAAUCCAUACAUGUCCGUUGUUGAUCUAUCUGAAAAUAAAAUACAGGGUCAAAUUCCGACAACAUUUGUUCAAUUUUUCCACAACUAUGGGGGUUAUUUAUCUAGCAAUAUCCUUGAAGGUAAUAUUCCUCCUUGUUUGGGUAGUUUAAAAAGUGGGAACAAUGAGUUAUAUUUAGAUCUAUCACAUAAUCAGUUAUCUGGGGGAAUACCAGAAAACUUGGCUAAAAGUGACUCAUUAGUGUUUCUUAGACUAUCGAAUAAUCAUCUGAGUGGGAGGAUAAUUCCAACUAUCUUUAGCUCACAUUCAUUACGUCGGUUAUAUUUAGAUGGCAACAAUUUUGAUGGGAGGUUACCUAGUAUUGAUGUCACAAUUGUCCGUCUAUCUCCUAUUGAGGAUAUGGUUUUGAGUAAUAACAACUUGUCUGGCGAGCUCCCAAGAUGGAUAUCAAAUCUAUUAGAUUUGAGGGAAUUGGCUUUAUCCAACAAUCAACUUGAUGGUCCCAUUCCAAUGGAUUUGUGCCAUCUAAAUCACCUCAAUAUUUUGGACCUUUCCCAAAAUAAUUUCUCUGGCCCAAUACCAUCUUGCUGCGGUGCACAAUCUAUUAAACAUCUCCAUUUGAAUGGAAAUAGAUUAAGUGGGACAUUGGGAAAUGCAUUCUUUAACUGCUCCUCUUUGGUGACUUUAGACAUUAGUGAAAACCAGUUGACUGGUGAAAUUCCAAAUUGGAUUGGUACUCUUUCGGCUUUACGUGUCCUCCUCCUCAGGGCCAAUCUUUUUACCGGUGAAAUUCCUAUUGAGUUAUGCAAAUUGCACUCAUUAAGCAUCAUGGAUCUUUCUCAAAACAAUCUUUCGGGUCCAAUACCUUUUUGUUUGAGUAAUUUAACUCUUGAGCCAAGUGAUGAAAAAUCUUCAGCAAAAACGGAUUUGCCAUUUCUUCUAUUAGACUGGGACAUAGCUAACUAUAGUGAAUCGGGCGAAUUUGAAUGGAGCAUUAGAAGCGGACUUUUUACAACGGAUGUACCUUUAUUAAUUGUGAAUCAAAGGGAAGAAAAGGUGGAUUAUACGACAAAGAGAGCAUCUUACACAUACAAGGGAAACAUUCUUACGUAUAUGUCUGGAAUUGAUUUGUCAUGUAAUAGGUUAACAGGUGAAAUCCCCCCUGAGAUUGGAAAUUUGAGUGAAAUUCGUUCAUUAAACUUGUCGCAUAACAAUUUGUCUGGACAUAUACCAUUCAUGUUCUCAAGGCUUAAUAAAAUUGAGAGUUUGGACCUUUCUCACAACAACCUAAGUGGAAUAAUCCCUACUGAAUUGACGAAGUUGUAUACCUUGGAAGUUUUCAAUGUGUCAUACAACAACUUGUCAGGGAGUAUUCCAUCUCAGAAAGCUCAAUUUGCGACCUUCGAUGAAAGCAGUUACAUGGCAAAUCCUUUUCUUUGUGGACCUCCCCUGCCUAAAGAUUGCAGCGAGCCUAAUUCACUCUCGACAACAACACCAAAUGCCUCAAAUGAUGAAGAAGAAAGUGGUUUGAUGGACAUGUAUGUUUUCCAGAUGACCUUUUUUGUUUCUUAUGUAAUUGUAUUAUUGGUUAUUGCUGUCAUCCUGUAUAUAAAUCUAUAUUGGCGACAAGCUUGGUUUUAUUUCGUUGAACACUGCAUCAAGACUUGCCAAUAUUUUAUUGAGGACAAUCUUCCACGAUUUUCCAUCUUAAAAAGAAGCAAGUAGCCUUGUGCUUUGCUGGUUUACAUUUGUAUGUAUCAAUUUUCAUGCUUUUCUGUUAUAUUCGAAGUUUGUUUCGGUUAUCUACUUUGACCUUUCUAAAGCUAGACUGUAAUAUUUCUGUUCUCUAAUAAUUGAUUUUAUAAUGAGAAAAGCAUAUGUACCUUUAUGCAA